Molecule: messenger RNA, 1258 nt
Organism: Paramecium pentaurelia
Lineage: Eukaryota; Ciliophora; Oligohymenophorea; Peniculida; Parameciidae
Source: the annotation of a GenBank genome assembly
AUGAAUUUGGAGUUGAAUUCAUAAUUAAUGUAAUAAAUUGAGAGGUGUCAAUUUUAUAAUGUGAAAAAGAAUAGACCCUGUAAUAUGGAAGUGUACAAAACAGGUGGAUAAUAUUGUGUAUUUCAUGGACAAUAAGACAUAGAUUGGAUUGAAUGUCCAUUAGAUCCAUCUCACAAAGUAAAAAAAGUUAAGAUGGAUAAACAUCUCAAAAUCUGUAAUAAGAAAAAAUUAGACGAGGAAUUGAAAUAGAAUCCUUUCUUUAAAGAGAAAAUUAAUCUUGAAGAGGAUGCUUAAUAGAAAAAAAUGAAAUUGUAAACUUUAUCAAAGGAAUAGUUUAAUGAAUUAAUCGAAAUGAUUCCUUAAGCAUUUCAAAAGGCAAUAGCAAUAUAUUAAGAAUAUUUAGGAAAGAUAGGAGAAUAAACUGAAAAUUGUUACUCUUAUAUUUUAGAUGAAAAUGUAGAAGAAGCUCCAUAAAAGAUUUCAGAUAAAGAAAAAGAUUUGCAAUAAGUGGAAUUAUUGACUUAAAUAAUGGACUAAUAUAAUCUUAUUAAUAAAGAUAUGGCUUACAUUGAGUAUGGGGCAGGUAAAGGGAGAUUUUCACAUUAGAUUGCUGAAAAACUUAAAGAGAAAGACAACUCUAUGGCUAUUCAUGUUUUAAUUGAAAGAGAACCAAGAAAAUUAAAAUAUGAUAGAUUUCAUAGAGAUAACAAAUAUUUCAUUAGAUGUAAAAUGGAUAUCAGGGAUUUUAAUUUAAAAAUUUUAGAAUAAUAAUUAAAAGAGUAAGGAUAUGAUAAAGAAAUUUAAUAUGUAGGAGUUUGUAAACAUAUGUGUGGAGGAGCUAGUGAUUUAACUUUAACUUCGUUAUUAACUUAAGAAAGAUUUCCUGUAGGAAUGACUAUAGCCACUUGUUGUCAUCAUUUAUGUGAUAAGAACACUUAUAAAGUAUAAAUUAUAAUAAAUAUAUAUUUAGAAUUUAGCAUUUAUGAAUUAAAUCAAUGUACCUGAACAUCUUAUUGAAUUGUUAUUUUAAACUAGUAGUUGGUAUGUAAGUGGAUCAAUAAAUUAAUAAAAGAAAGUAAAGACUGAAAAUGAAAUUAGUUCAGAUUAAAGAAAGACUUUAGGUAAAAUGGCUAAAAGAAUUAUUGAUAUUGGUAGAGUAUUAUACAUACAUUAAAUAACACAAUUAAAAGUAAUUUUAAAGAAGUAUUGCGAGUAAUUAUUGUCACCUGAAAAUUUUAUAAUAUUAUUAUAUAAAUGA